Meloidogyne enterolobii is the source of this 285-nucleotide messenger RNA. NCBI's taxonomy places the organism in Eukaryota, Metazoa, Nematoda, Chromadorea, Rhabditida, Meloidogynidae. The record is from the annotation of a GenBank genome assembly.
AUGGAAUGGGAUUGGCAAAAUAUUGUAAGUUUAGAUGAAUUAUCAAAUAAACCGCUCAGCUGGAGUUCUGAGGAAGAACUUAAUAAAAGAAAAGGAUUAUAUCUCGGUAAAAAGUUUGGGAUAUCAGAGAAGGAAAUGAAAAGAUUAGAAAAUCAUGCAAAUCUGAUAAUGGUUGUUUUAACACCUGGUUAUCCAAAACAAAAUUGUUCUUUUAAUGUUAAUUAUUCAACUAGACAGAUAAUUCAAAAGGAGGUGAAAAUUGGUAAAAUUUCUCGUGAUGAAUAA